Molecule: messenger RNA, 1807 nt
Organism: Drosophila persimilis
Lineage: Eukaryota; Metazoa; Arthropoda; Insecta; Diptera; Drosophilidae
Exons: 5
Coding region: 424-1389 (321 amino acids)
Source: RefSeq, a predicted model, not a curated record
UCGACCACGGCCUACGACUUGUACGGAGUGUGCAUUGGAGAACCGAUCUGUCCGAUCGGUAAGCUGCCCGACCAUACAGCCGCUGAGUUGUACACACGAAAAUCGCGCAAUAAAUUCCACUAUUUUUAGCAUAUUACUGAAGUGUAAUGAAAUGUGUUCAGCGGCAGCAGGGGCACACUAACAACCUGUCGCUGUGGCUGGCAAAAAGCGUUAACAAUAAAUAAGCGAAACAAUAGCAACAGCAGCGACAGCAGCACCAGCAGCAACAACAACUCCAGUCGAACUGUAUAACAAUGAGGAGAGAAGGCAGCUCCGAGAAUUGCUAGUCAAGACCAUUAGCAGUCGAUAAAACGCAGCGCCCCAGGAGAGGAGAGCACCCCAGCAUCCAGAACAGAAAGAAGGUAGUGGAACCAUCAGAGAAAAAUGCACGAGAGACAAGUGAAGAAAUUGAAGGGCAGCCAUUAUGUGGCCACUCACGGCCGCCUCACACCUGACCCUCCGUACGUCCACUCGAAUCGCGGCUACUCCACAGACGGCGAGGAGUCGCACUCUCAUCGCGCUCCCUCCGAGCGCACCUACUCCGAGUACACACUCACUCACGAGCGCAUCUCGCCACAGUCCCAGUACAACUCGUCGCGAAAGAAGCGCUCCGCGAACGGACAUCACCAGCACCUGCAGCACAGCUACAGCCACAGUCAGAUGGGCCUCUCCAGCUCCCCGGAUAAUGGAGGACCACGCUCUCUCAGCGGACCACCGCCCACGCGCCAGCCGCCCCGAGCACCUUCAGCCCUUAGCUAUGAUCAUGGCGGGGAUGGGGGCAGCGAUAUCUAUGUGACCAGUGCUGCUUACAAGGCGCCAUCGGAGAUCAGCCGAUAUAGCCAGCGUCCAGUUUCGCGAGGACCCCCGCGUAGUGUCUAUUCGGUGGCCAGCACUGCCAAGACGGGACGGAGCGCUCGGUCUACCACCAAAAGGGGCGCCAAGAUCGAGACCAUGUCCGCUCCGAACCCAUUCUGCCCGAAUGUUAAGGGCGUCUGCUGUCUGAUGCUGCUGCUGAACUUGGGCCUGAUCCUGGUCACUCUGGGCUUCGUCAUCGUGGUGCAGUUCUACGAGCCGCUGUAUGUGUGGAUACUGGGCAUUGUGUUCCUGAUAUUCGGCUUCCUCACGCUGAUAGGCUGCAUGAUCUACUGUGUGUAUGUGUGCCGCGAUGCCAGGACCCCGUCGCAGGUGCGUAACGAGGAUCUGUACUGGACCCGUCACUGGCAGAAGAACAUCGGCUACACACCCCAGGAGAUCAACUACAAGGCGGACAAAUACGAUGCCUAUUCGGAUAGGUACUCGGUUAGCAAGCUGAGCGGCAAGUACUCAGAUCGUGAGAGCCAGCGCUACUGAGGGAAGGAGCAAACUAAUGUCAAAUAUCGAAUCAGAACUUCUUUUUUUUUUGGCAGUUACAUUAUUUAAUUAGGAAGUGCUUGCGCCAUGACGAAUUCGGAAAUAACAAACCGAAUCUGCCUUGAAAACUUCCUCGUGUAGGCACAUAUUAAUAGAAACAUAUAAACAACUUAUAUCUUAACUAAUUUUAAGACUAUGUACUAGUUCUAAACGGUUAUUAACAAGGCCCCUCAACGUACCUGCUGCAAGUUGCUUGCUAGUUUGUAUGUUAUAAGAGAGAUAUUGAAAGAAAACGAGAGGAUACACGAGAGUAUUGUAAUCUGCCAUAUUUGAGAAGGUUUACCGCUCGUUCGGCUAAUCAACUGUAACUGCAAAUGCUUAUAACACAUGACAAAUAAAUAAUACGAAUAAUAAAAUA